GAAUAUUUUAUCGUUUCUCAUAAUUUUAAAAUCUACUUUCACUUUCUGAAAUUUUAUGUUGUACUUUCACUUUGAUCUGAAAGGCUCGGGCCUAAUUUUACAGAACUGGAAUGUCUUACUGUACAUUCAGAGAAAAGCAUUACCAAAGACAGAUCUGCCUUAAAAUAAACGAAGCUCGUGAAGCCAGGAAGUAUUGUGAUGUUAUUCUGCAGUCUGGCGUAGUAAAGGUCACCGCACAUAAACUAAUUCUGACAUCUUUUUCUGAUUUUUUUGAGACACUGUUUCAAGAUCAUUCAUCACAGGAACUUUUCAUAAUAGAUGAUAUUUCUUCUGAAAUACUAGAAACUAUCGUACAUUUUGCGUACAGUGGGGAAAUAAAAAUAACAGAGAACAAUGCAAUGGAUUUAUAUGAAGCUGCCGUUCUUCUGAAAGUAGAUGGCAUGAAAAAGGCAACGGUAAAUUUCAUGAAAAGGCAUGUGCAUGUUGAUUUUGACAACCUUGUAAAAGUUUCAACCUUAACAUGCACUUUGGGUUUACUGCAACAACAGAAAGCAGUGUGCUCAUUUAUUACGAAGAAUUUUGAAGAUGUUAAAAAGAAAGGACUUUUCGAUUCCCUUUCCGUAGAUCAGUUGAAAACAUUGCUGUCAAAUGAAAAUUUAUCGGUUUUGAUAUUUGAUAUUCCGGCCGAAAACGUAGAACUGGAGUUGCUGAAGGUUGUACUAGAAUAUAUCUCAAACAAAGCUGAUGAUCAGAUCGAAAAACUUAACGUAGAUUCUCUUUUAUGGUCUAUCAAAUUUACGGAAAUUCCGUUUCACGACGUAGUUGAAACAUUAGAAAAUUACACUACAGUAUAUGAUAGUGAUGCUAUCAGAACUGUUCUACUUUAUAUACAGUACCCGAGAAAUCAAUCGAUAGACCAACUUUUGCCAAAGAAGUGGUCCGAGGUCAGGAAAUUUUCAGGAUACUGGAGAAAUAUGGAAUACCAUUAUGAUUAUCAUGGACAUAAUUGGACAAGGGAUUUUGAAUUUGUGGAUGAUCGUGCUUCGGAAAUCAGAAUUUUUGUCUCGAGAUGUCUUUGCAGUACAUUGGACAAAAAAAAAGCUAGAACAAGGAUCAAUAAAAUUAUAGUAACUUGCAGAAGUGGUAAAGAUCUGAGCGUCACACACGAAGACAGCAAGGGAAAGACAUGCAGCAAGAAAUGUUCUGAUAUAGAAUUAUCAGAAGAGAGAUUUAUAUUACAACGGAAUGAAGUUAUUAUUAAAGUUGAGAGCUUUUACAAUACAACAGAAAUGGGUCUGAGAUUUACUUCUAAUUUUGGCAACAUAUUCGGCCCGUAUGGCUCGGGUUUUGCCGACGAUACAGCUGGGAUAAAAAUCAAUAAACCUGGAAGUAAGCGCGGAUAUUUUUACUCUUUCUGUGGAACUGUAUUGACAAAAACGAAUUACCCCAAUUGUCUGUGGGUAGGAGUAAAAAUGUGUAGUCGGUCACCAUCACCAGAGGAAUAUCAUGACAGAGAUGAACACGACAGUUGGAGUAAUGAUAGUUAUGAAGAUCAUAGUUACAGUGACCAUGAUAGUAUAGACAAAUAUAUAAAUCUGGAAGAAGAGUUUUAUGAUUCCCCAGGGUACUACCAAGAAAGUGAUUAAAAUUCUAAUAGCACCAAUCCAACGUUAACUUAUCAUAUCUUAGGACAGAACGCGGUAGAUUUUUAAAGGCACAUGACAUUAAUUUUGUCUGUGUUUCCGAAAAUUUCUACAACAUAUAUAUGUUUCAUAUCGAACACAAGAGCAUAU
Mytilus californianus (California mussel) is the source of this 1793-nucleotide messenger RNA. Its product is annotated as kelch-like protein 7. The transcript has 2 exons. The record is from RefSeq and is a predicted model, not a curated record. Gene Ontology annotation, molecular function: protein binding. NCBI's taxonomy places the organism in Eukaryota, Metazoa, Mollusca, Bivalvia, Mytilida, Mytilidae. The coding region runs from base 111 to 1646 and encodes 511 amino acids.